Pieris macdunnoughi is the source of this 990-nucleotide messenger RNA. The record is from the annotation of a GenBank genome assembly. Lineage: Eukaryota; Metazoa; Arthropoda; Insecta; Lepidoptera; Pieridae.
AUGGAUAAAAAAUUAUCACUCAAGGAACUUAUGACCGCCUAUCAGAGAUGGGUUAUUAAUAAUCCAUCUUUGGUAACAGACGUAGAAACAGUGGCGACGUGGUCCUCUUAUUUUAUUGCUGGUAAGAUCAAUAAAUCACCUAUUGUUUCAGAACUUGUAUAUGCAUUAUCUAAACUACUUUCCUUAUUUAAUGACAAGAUUAUUAACGCUGCAUAUGGCAACAAUGCUUCCCAAUUCAGUUUACAAGAACAGAUAAAAUUAUGGCUCACAAUUGUCCAUUAUUGUGAAGUUUUUGUUGAACUCGCUGUAAAAUACAAGUGUGGUACUCGUGGAAAGUGGACAGCAGCAAUAAUAAUACAAAUGUUUAAAUGUUCAUCUGCAUUGGUAUUGCUCUAUAGAUUUAAAGAUAUACCUAUACAACAUCCACCAAUACCAGCAUUACAACGAAAGAAAUUUACUGAAACAGUUGAGUCUGAAGAAAAUAGAGAUGCUUCUUUUACCUUAAAAAGGUCUGGUAGAGUUAUCCGUAGGGUGGAAGGUGCACCACCUAUAAGUCUUCGUGAUUGGCAACCUAUAAAAGUGGAAGACAACAGCAUUCCGUCUGCUAUUGAAAUAAGAGAUUUGAAACAUGCAGAGUUAAUACAUAUAUUUAAACCAAUAGUACACCUUGGUGCAAUGAAACUAUUUGGUACUAAAUCCUGGAAGCAGUGGCUGAUUGCUUUGGGAUUAGAUGUUACUAGUUUUCAACUAUACAAUAAGCACAUGAAUGAAAUAAGCUAUGAGCAAAGGUUAGAAAUAAGUAGAAGAAAGUUAAGUCUGGUUUUGUAUCUAUUGAGAAGUCCUAUGUAUAAUAGUUACUCCAAAAGGGUUAUUGAAAAUUUCCUUGAAUCAACUUCCAACAAAAUACCAGCAAUGUCUUUUAUUUGUCAACCUAUAAUACAGUAUUUAAAUCAUUGGCAAGAUAUAUACUUUUAUAUGUGGGCUAUGUGA